AUGGCAGACAAAAUGUCUGGCAACUCCACAUUUGAUUUGGAAAACUCUGGUGUGUCAUCCACACCAAUGCCGACAAGACUAUCAACAGGGGUCUCCAGGACCCCCACAGAUAGCCGUUCAUCCAAAUUAGUCAGUGUCACUACAACAGGGACCCCCAGGACCCCCACAGAUAGCCGUUCAUCCGAAUUAGUCAGUGUCACUACAACACUUACAGGGACCCCCAGGACCCCCACAGAUGGCCGUUCAUCCAAAUUAGUCAGUGUCACUACAACAGGGACCUCCAGGACCCCCACAGAUAGCCGUUCAUCCGAAUUCAUCAGUGUCACUACAACAGGGACCCCCAGGACCCCCACAGAUAGCCGUUCAUCCGAAUUCAUCAGUGUCAUUACAACAGGGACCCCCAGGACCCCCACAGAUAGCCGUUCAUCCGAAUUCAUCAGUGUCACUACAACAGGGACCCCCAGGACCCCCACAGAUAGCCGUUCAUCCGAAUUCAUCAGUGUCACUACAACAGGGACCCCCAGGACCCCCACAGAUAGCCGUUCAUCCGAAUUCAUCAGUGUCAUUCCAUCAAGUAAGGCACAUGGGACCCUGCCUCAUCUAUCAACUAUUGUAGUUGAUGAUUCUCAGAAGAAAAACAAAGAGGUUCCUGACCAUGAUGAACUGUUUGUGGAUGACGAGUUAAAAGGAAUGCUAGCAUGGGCUGUUGUGACAACCAUCAUCAUCAUUUUAAUUCUUCUAAAGCGGUGGUUAUUGGCAAAGUUGAAGUGCCAGUGUUGCAGUUGCGUACCCCCAGCACCAUCAACUUCUGAUACCCCAUCUGUACCCUCAGCACCACCUUCAACACCUGUAUCAUGUUCUACACACUUGAAUCCAACAUUCACCCCGCAGACAGCUGGUUUGGGAAUCAACUUGAUGACACAUACUCCUCCUUCCUUGGCCACAACCCCCAGCACAAUCAGUCCUACCCCUCCAAGCACUGUGAGAUCUACUAAGCCCCUGAUAAGUCCUGAGGGAGGAGUUUCCUCUCGUACAAGAUCAAAGACACCGAGGAGACUUAGCCUUUAG
Molecule: messenger RNA, 1068 nt
Organism: Ostrea edulis (European flat oyster)
Lineage: Eukaryota; Metazoa; Mollusca; Bivalvia; Ostreida; Ostreidae
Product: mucin-2-like
Exons: 4
Coding region: 1-1068 (355 amino acids)
Source: RefSeq, a predicted model, not a curated record